GCUCCGGGCGAGUUGAUUCACUUACUCACCCCCGAACGCCGAGUUCCUUUUCACUGUCUGUGGACAUUAAAAAAGCGAGCGGCGGCGGCGGCGGGCGCCCGGGAGAGCGAGCGGCCGGCCGGGAGAGCGAGCAGCGAGCGGGCGGCCAGAAGAGCGAGCACCACCGGCCGCAGCGCGGUGACCCCCCCCCCCCAGCCCCGGCGGGCGCGGAGCGGGAGCCGGAGCCGCUGCCGAGCCGAUCCCGGCGCCCUGACUGCGCUCCCCUCGGCCCCAGCCGGCCCUACCGGUGGCAGCGGCGGCGGCGGCGGCGGCGCGUCCUCCAGCGGCGGCAGCGGUGCUCGCAGCGCCCGAAACUUGCAACAACUGUGUGUGGAUGUAGUGGGGCUAGGGCCGCGGCCUCCUUCUCCUGCGACCUCUCUUUUCCUGACACCCAGCAGCCUCAAGUUCUGGUUGGUUGGUAGAAACCUCUGCAGCCAGGAGGAAGAGGAGGGAACCCGUGAGUACUAGACCAAUGCUGCCAGCGGUGUGAAGUUAGAAGAGCAGACACCUGUCACUGCGCUGCAGAUCUAGAAAGGAUCAUGGGGCUGGAGUGAGGUGACGGGCUGUGAGCUGCUGAUCAGCGCGGGGGACACUGGUGACUUGCAGACCGCUGAGGCUGGACGUUCAUGGCUCUCGGGUAGGACGCAGCGAAACAGCCAGAAUGAAUUCUAUGGACAGACACAUCCAGCAGACCAAUGACCGGCUGCAGUGCAUUAAGCAGCACUUACAGAAUCCUGCCAACUUCCACAAUGCCGCCACGGAGCUGCUGGACUGGUGCGGAGACCCGCGGGCCUUCCAGCGGCCCUUCGAGCAGAGUCUGAUGGGCUGCCUUACCGUGGUCAGUCGGGUAGCGGCCCAGCAAGGGUUUGACCUGGACCUUGGUUACAGACUGCUGGCUGUGUGUGCUGCAAACCGGGACAAGUUCACUCCCAAGUCCGCUGCCCUGCUGUCCUCCUGGUGUGAGGAGCUUGGCCGCCUGCUGCUGCUCCGACAUCAGAAGAGCCGCCAGAGCGACCCCCCUGGGAAACUCCCCAUGCAGCCCCCCCUCAACUCCAUGAGCUCCAUGAAACCCACUCUGUCACACAGUGAUGGGUCAUUUCCCUAUGACUCUGUCCCCUGGCAGCAGAAUACCAACCAGCCUCCCGGCUCCCUCUCCGUGGUCACCACGGUGUGGGGAGUGACCAACACCUCCCAGAGCCAGGUCCUUGGGAACCCCAUGGCCAGUGCCAACAACCCGAUGAAUCCAGGCGGCAACCCCAUGGCCUCAGGCAUGACCACCAGCAACCCCGGCCUCAACUCCCCACAGUUCGCUGGGCAGCAGCAGCAGUUCUCCACCAAGGCCGGCCCUGCACAGCCUUACAUCCAGCCGAGCAUGUACGGGCGGCCCAGCUACCCUGGCAGCGGGGGCUUCGGGGCCAGUUACCCUGGGGGUCCUAACGCCCCUGCAGGCAUGGGCAUCCCUCCACACACCAGGCCGCCAGCCGACUUCACUCAGCCAGCAGCUGCAGCCGCAGCAGCUGCAGUAGCAGCCGCCGCUGCCACAGCCACUGCCACGGCCACAGCUACAGUGGCAGCCUUGCAGGAGACACAGAACAAGGAUAUAAACCAGUAUGGACCGGUCUGUUCCUCUUUCCAGAUGGGUCCCACCCAGGCGUAUAACAGCCAAUUCAUGAACCAGCCCGGGCCACGUGGGCCUGCCUCCAUGGGGGGUAGCAUGAACCCUGCCAGCAUGGCGGCUGGCAUGACUCCCUCAGGGAUGAGCGGCCCCCCCAUGGGCAUGAACCAGCCCCGGCCGCCCGGCAUCAGCCCCUUUGGCACACACGGGCAGCGGAUGCCCCAGCAGACGUACCCGGGCCCCCGGCCCCAGUCCCUUCCUAUUCAGAGCAUAAAGAGGCCAUACCCAGGAGAGCCACAGCCCAACUAUGGAAACCAGCAAUAUGGACCAAACAGCCAGUUCCCCACCCAGCCGGGCCAGUACCCUACUCCUAACCCUCCAAGGCCACUCACCUCCCCCAACUACCCCGGGCAAAGGAUGCCAAGCCAACCCAGCACCGGGCAGUACCCGCCCCCCACGGUCAACAUGGGGCAGUAUUACAAGCCAGAACAGUUUAAUGGACAGAACAAUGCCUUCUCGGGGAGCAGCUACAGCAACUACAGCCAAGGGAAUGUCAGUAGGCCUCCCAGGCCGGUUCCUGUGGCAAAUUACCCCCACUCACCUGUUCCAGGCAACCCCACGCCCCCCAUGACCCCUGGGAGCAGCAUCCCUCCCUACCUGUCCCCCAGCCAAGAUGUCAAACCACCUUUCCCACCUGACAUCAAGCCAAAUAUGAGCGCUCUGCCGCCACCCCCAGCCAACCACAAUGAUGAGCUGCGGCUCACAUUCCCCGUGAGGGAUGGUGUGGUGCUGGAGCCCUUCCGCUUGGAGCACAACCUGGCCGUCAGCAACCACGUGUUCCACCUGCGGCCCACGGUCCACCAGACGCUGAUGUGGAGGUCCGACUUAGAGCUACAGUUCAAGUGCUACCACCAUGAGGACCGGCAGAUGAACACCAACUGGCCGGCCUCCGUGCAGGUCAGCGUCAACGCCACUCCCCUCACCAUUGAGCGUGGCGACAAUAAGACCUCACAUAAGCCGCUACACCUCAAGCACGUCUGCCAGCCGGGCCGCAACACCAUCCAGAUCACCGUGACCGCCUGCUGCUGUUCCCACCUCUUCGUGCUGCAGCUGGUGCACCGACCCUCCGUGCGCUCUGUGCUACAGGGUCUCCUCAAGAAGCGCCUGCUCCCAGCUGAGCACUGCAUCACAAAAAUCAAGAGGAAUUUCAGCAGUGUGGCCGCCUCCUCGGGCAACACAACCCUCAACGGGGAGGAUGGAGUGGAGCAGACAGCCAUCAAGGUGUCCCUCAAGUGUCCCAUCACGUUCCGGCGCAUCCAGCUGCCCGCACGAGGCCAUGACUGCAAGCAUGUCCAGUGCUUUGACCUGGAGUCGUACCUGCAGCUGAACUGUGAGAGAGGAACCUGGAGGUGUCCUGUAUGCAAUAAAACUGCUCUACUCGAGGGCCUGGAGGUGGAUCAGUACAUGUGGGGGAUCCUUAAUGCCAUCCAACACUCCGAGUUCGAAGAAGUUACCAUCGACCCCACCUGCAGCUGGCGGCCGGUGCCUAUCAAGUCCGACCUGCACAUUAAGGAUGACCCCGACGGCAUCCCCUCCAAACGGUUCAAGACCAUGAGCCCUAGCCAGAUGAUUAUGCCCAACGUCAUGGAGAUGAUUGCUGCCCUGGGCCCUGGCCCGUCCCCCUAUCCGCUCCCGCCUCCCCCCAGCGGCACCAACUCCAAUGACUACAGCAACCAAGGCAACAACUACCAGGGCCAUGGCAAUUUUGACUUUCCCCACGGGAACCCUGGUGGGACAUCCAUGAACGACUUCAUGCAUGGUCCCCCCCAGCUCUCCCACCCCCCGGACAUGCCCAACAACAUGGCCGCCCUGGAGAAACCCCUCAGUCAUCCCAUGCAAGAAACCAUGCCCCACGCUGGCAGUUCUGACCAGCCCCAUCCCUCCAUACAACAAGGUUUGCACGUACCACACCCCAGCAGCCAGUCAGGGCCUCCAUUACAUCACAGUGGGGCUCCUCCUCCUCCUCCUUCCCAGCCUCCCCGGCAGCCACCACAGGCCGCUCCCAGCAACCAUCCACACAGCGACCUGACCUUUAACCCCUCCUCAGCCUUAGAGGGUCAGGCCGGAGCACAGGGAGCAUCCGACAUGCCGGAGCCUUCACUGGAUCUCCUGCCAGAACUCACAAACCCUGAUGAGCUCCUCUCCUACCUGGAUCCCCCCGACCUUCCGAGCAAUAGCAACGAUGACCUCCUGUCUCUCUUUGAGAACAACUGAAGGCUACCCUCUGUUGGGGGCCACCCCUCCCCACUCUGCCUCCUGCCCUGUCUGUCCCACACACUUGCCCUCCCUCCCAGGUGCCCGUGUCACGCCACCCCUUGCCAGAAUCAUGGGCCAGGGUGGUGGACAGGUACACCGGGAAGGUUGUAUAGGGCUACAGCUGCAUCCCCCUGAACGCCCAGAGCUCGAAGAUGACCCCCCACUGAGGGGCGCCUGGUCCAGCAAGAGGCCCAGGCCCAUGGUGGUGUCAGGUGGCUCUAGAUGACCUUCCAAUGCAAUGCCCCCCCCCCCCCCCAAGUUCUUCCAUUUUCUAAACUGUAGCCCUGCUUCCCAGCCCAGAGCCUCCUUCAAGUGACUAGAGCCUGAAAGAACCACCCCCACCUCCAGGCCAGGUUGGGGUGGGGGGACAGCAAGCCUUUGGAGGAGCAAUGACAGUUGGCCACAGUGAGAAUUGCCUACCCACCACCAUCCACCCCAGAAAAGCACAAAUCUAGGAAGGAGAACAUCUCUCCAGGCCGAGGGCAUGCGCUCUGGUCUCUACCAUCUACGCCGAGAAGCCGUGUCAACACUUGUCAGAAAAACAGAAAAAAGAGAAGGUGAUGAGCCUGAGGAUCUCCCAUUUCUACUCGAGAAGGAUGGAAAGGGGGGAUCAGGGCCAGCCUGGAGCCAGGACAACACAUUGGAGGCUCCAUGACCUGGCCUGCAAAAUCAGAGCCCAGUCUUGGACAGAAAAAAGAACAUGUGCCAGAGAGAGGACACAUAUGUGUACACCCAACCAACACGACUGUGCGCUCAGUUGGGGGCCGCCGGAGGAAUUGGCAGCUGCAAGUCCAUCAGGAGCAGCCCCUCACAACUUUGCUAUAAGCCACUCCCUGUUUUAAACUGUGAAAGUGACCGUGGAAAGUUCUGAAGUCACCAAAGGAAAGGCACGUUGGACUUCGACGACAAGCAAACCGUUUCCCUCAUGUACUCUUCUUGUUUUCUUCUUCCUGACCCCACCUGCCUCUCCUAGACUGUUCAAUGGGACAUGGCUUCCUUCUGGGUCCACAUCCUUGUGUGUCCAGCCAGUGGCAGGGUACACGGUGGAGAGACAGGACAGGGACAGCUGGGACAGAAGCCUGAGCUGGCCAACCGGAAGUCCAGCACAUCUGUGUCUCAGGCUGCCUCACACUGCAGCCCAGACCGUCAACUGCAUGCCCCAAGAUACUCCACAGGCAACGUGUGGGCUAUGUGUGUGCCUGUCGACCACCCCCUCAGCAUCGCCCCUCCACACUCCUGCUCAGCAAAAGCAGCCUCUGGUCUUCCCUCUUCACUCCAUCUGGCUUAGGGCCCUCAAGGGGCUUUGUCACACAGCCACUUUGUUCCAGGCUGAGCCAUGGUGAUACUGGGUUGUCCUGUCACUUGGGGUCCCAUCUGUAAAAUUCUUGGCACCCUUCCCUGCUGCUGCCGCUGCCGCCGCCACCACCCUGAGCCCUGCCCUGCCUUCCCAUCCGCUGUCGGUGUCCUUGGUGGCUGUCAAAGUCCCCGUCCGAGUGCGGGCGGUCAGUGUUCCCCAGCGCUGUUUGGCUUGUGCCUGAAAGGUGGUCCCAGCUGUUUGACUCUAUGGUCACCUCACCGAAACGGCACAAGGUUUGCUUGUAGGAAGGCUGCCCUCGUCCCCCCCACCCCCGCCCCCCUCUUUUUCUUCCUUUUUCCCUUUUGUCGAGGUUUUAUCCAGAUCACCUGUUGUUCAGUAUGCAAAUCAGUUAUUUUAAGACUUCGCUUUUGUAAAUAUCUUUGUGAAUAUUUUAGUAUCGUCUUUGAUAAUAUUCCAACAUUUUCAUGACCUGGUUAUUGCCUUUGCUGGUGUUUUUAAAAUACCUUGACUCAACAACAGACACUGAGUCUUUUUUUAGAAAAAAAAAAAAAAAAAAAUCAAACAACAAAAAAAAGCAACCAGGGCUAUUUGUUAUAGAUGAGCGAGGAGCAGAAGGGUGGUUACACUGGGAGGUUGUAGAUCUGGAAGCCCGCUCUUGAGAGCCAUCCCCCCACCGUGGCAGCUGAUCGGGACAAGACUAUGCCAAGUAGUAUGCGGCAGUACCUGCCCUGUGCCUGUGGCCUGGCACAUAGCCACAAACUGCAUUGGACCACCUGGAAUGUCAGCUUCAGACAGACUGACAGAUGCCUUUCCUUAGAAGUUUCUGCUUUCUGCUGUGAUACAGUCAUCUAGAAAGGCCCAGGGUCCCUGCUGGUUCUUGUCACUGUACCUCAGUUUUGUUCAUAGACCUACCCUCAGCUUUCUAGUGCAGAGGGGCUAAAUCUAUCCAGGCCCUCCUCCCCCUGCCAUCUUGGGCUGGCUUCCUGACUUCCCUGCCAUACAGGCUUCUAGGGCCAAAGUCCUUACAGAGCCCUUUCAACCAGCUCCGGCCCACCGUGCCUGAAAGCUGGGGGCACGAGGGGUGCCCUUGUCCAGAAUAGUUCUUUGAGUGUGAGAGAGCUAGAACCAUCCCUUAGACAUGACAAAUAAGGCAACGUCCGUUAGCAGAGGCAGGGCCGCGUUCUAGAAAGUUAACCUCCUGACCCUGGAGCCAUAAGUAACCUCGACAAAAGAAGAAAUGGUCUCAGUAAGCCACUUUCCUGUGCCAGCUCCUUCCACCCACCCGCUGGCAGGAGUCUGUCCCCAACUCCACAAAAUGGGGUGGGAACAGGCAGGCAGAAAAGGCCCCGUAUAGGCAAUCAUCCCAUCUUCUUGGUUUGAAGCUUUAUCCAUGUAUCAUGUUCCCCAGUAGCAGUUUUAUUUUUGAAGAAACUUCUAAUCCUUUUCCCUCAGCUGUAACGCCCAGAGAGCUAUAUUUUGCUGCCGACGGGUUUCAGGCCUGACCUGUCCAGACAGGGCAGUGAGCAGCCACAGUGGCUCAAGGGACGUGUGUGUACAUAUGUAAAUGAGAAAUAGACAUGUCAACAGAUGCUUUCAUUUCUCUUGGAAUGUGUAUUGUUUUUAUUUUACAAAACAACCACAAAAAAAAAGGCUUGAAACUCCAUCAUGCGUGGAAAAGAAAAAAAAAAAACUAGAUCCUGUUAGCAUUUGUCUCCGCUGUGUAAUAUACUCUGACCCUGUGUGGAAAGGUAUUUUUUUUUCGUUCUUGUUUUUAAUUUUUACCUACCUGUACUAUUGAGCUUCAGUGUGCUAGUUCUGCCACCUGUGUAUUUUUAGGGUGCUAUGGAAAUAAUGAAACGGGGGAUUUCAGAAGAAAAUUGUAACCAAAUUCAUAACUUUGUAUAAUUUUUUGAUAUCAUGAUCACAGGUAAUCCACAUGCCCACACAUCGACACGCCCACCAGUGCAGCCUGAAGUGACUCCCACCUGAACCGCCAUCGUCUACAUUGUCUGUACAAUGCAAUCAUUUCAUCUCUUCAACUGGUCAGAAAACUAAUUGUGGUUUCUAGUCUUGCAAAGCUGUAUGUAGUUAGAUGAUGUGACCUCUAAUAUUUAUCUAAUAAAUAUGUAUUCAGAUGAAACCUGUA
Molecule: messenger RNA, 7434 nt
Organism: Dipodomys spectabilis (banner-tailed kangaroo rat)
Lineage: Eukaryota; Metazoa; Chordata; Mammalia; Rodentia; Heteromyidae
Gene: Zmiz1
Product: zinc finger MIZ-type containing 1
Exons: 25
Coding region: 701-3928 (1075 amino acids)
Biological process (GO): regulation of transcription by RNA polymerase II; protein sumoylation
Molecular function (GO): SUMO ligase activity; zinc ion binding
Source: RefSeq, a predicted model, not a curated record